Molecule: messenger RNA, 2522 nt
Organism: Bombyx mori (domestic silkworm)
Lineage: Eukaryota; Metazoa; Arthropoda; Insecta; Lepidoptera; Bombycidae
Product: connectin
Exons: 3
Coding region: 153-1625 (490 amino acids)
Cellular component (GO): plasma membrane
Molecular function (GO): protein binding
Source: RefSeq, a predicted model, not a curated record
GAGGCUUCGUGGAAACAAGACGCGCCCUCGAGGCCUCGUGGGGAAGUUUCCUUUGCCCGUCAGUGUUACGGAAAAAACUAAUCUCGGAAUUUUCUUGCAGUGAUUAUUUUGUUCAUCAUCUUGUUUCUUAUAAGGUAUAAAUUUAAGAAAUAAUGGAACAAGUCACCAAGUACCUGAUCAUCAUAGCUUCCGUGAUGACUGUUAAGCUUACUGUUACCGAAAGUAAGAAUGAUACCAAGCCCAGAAUAGAUAGAAGGUACUUUCACGUGCCCAUGUUUGUUAACAUCUGUGAUAUAGAAGACCGCAGAUCCAAAGUGCAUUGCUACUGCGAUAACAACAAACCUAAAAUGGCCACUCGAGCCGACUGCUGGGUGUUUGGAGGCGGAAUAACUGAAGAUGAUCCAAUAUGGCCUAAUUUUUCCUCACAAAGCGAAUUGGAGCAUCUUAUCUUCAACGCUAGAUCUGAUGACGCUCUCACCUUUAUUCCAGCGAAAGCCAUUGUCAGAUUAGAUAAACUAAAACAUGUAACCAUACAGUUCGGUACUAUCAAACGUAUUCCACCGUACGCUUUCACAAAUUCAUCAACAUUACGACAGAUUGUAUUGAAAUCAACGAAGAUAACGAAACUCGAGAAGCACGCUUUCUCGCGGCUGAUGAUGCUGUCAAACCUGAGUUUGGAUGACAAUCAAAUAGAGGAAUUGAAACGAGAAUCGUUCUACAACCUACCGAAUUUACACAUACUCCACUUGUCGAACAAUAACAUUAGUUUGAUACACGAAGGCUGCUUCAAACACCUGAACAACUUAAUAGAAUUAAGACUAGAUUACAACUACAUAUCAGUAGUGACGCGGGAGAUGUUCGAGGGACUGGAAAACCUCUCGAAAUUGAACUUGAGACACAAUAAGUUAACGAUGAUCGGAAAUUUGGCGUUCACUGAACUGUGGGGCCUGAAAGAGCUGAUGCUCGAUAACAAUGCUAUAGAAUACAUAUCGGAGAGAGCUUUUGGCGGUCUGGCUCAAUUGAGAAAAUUGUGGCUAUCGGGGAAUAGGUUGACGACAUUUUACGAGGACGCUCUCGAAGAUAUGCGGAGUCUGGUAGUGUUGGAUUUAAGAAAUAAUCUGUUGGAAACGAUAUCUUACGAGGCGAUUCGACCACUGGUCGAGAAUGUUAAAUCAAGUUCGGCUGCAGUCUACUUAGAGGGUAAUCCGCUCGACUGUAAUUGCCGGUUGUCCUGGAUAUACGUUUUACGUAACGAGACCCAGGAGAGCACUCUACGACACGCCCUCGAAAAAGUCUCGUGUAUCCAGGAUCCAGAGAGCGAUAGACAUCUCAACGACCACGUCGAAGCGACUAACGCUAAAGAUAACGUCUUGGCCGAUGAGAAUUACGAUUAUUAUGACAGAAACGACGACUACGGCCAAAGGAAUAAAUUUAAAACGAAUAAUGCCGUCAAAUUGUUAGAUAUUCCAUUAGAUACGUUGCCGUGCCCUAAAGAUUUGUUGCAGUCGGUAGAGGAAUCGUACGGACAUCCCGUGCAAAAUGAGAUAAGGCUUAAGGCAUUCUCUGGCGGCAGCUUUCUCUACCAUCGUUCGCUCUUGAUCGCAUUACCGCUAUUGUUUCUCUAAAAACUUUGAUAUAAAUGAUAGUAUUUGUGAUAUUAGAUUUAAAAUAAAAUAAAAACGUGUAAAUACCUAUCGCUAACUCAAAUAUUAAAUCGGAAAAUUUUAUCAUUGAAUCUAAUAUAUAAAAUUCUCGUGUCACAAUGUUCGUUCCCAUACUCCUCCGAAACCGCUUGACCGAUACUCAAAUCAAUGAAAUUUGUAUGCAUAUUCAGUAAGCCUGAGAAUCGGCUACUAUCAUAUUUUUCAUACCCCUAAGUGAUUAGGGUUGUCCACCCCUAACAUUUUUUUUUUUAUUCGGACACGUUUUUGUUAUGAUGAGGUAUUAUGUGGUUGAAUGAGGUUUUGUUAUUUUUAUUAUAUAUUCCCUCAUCGUUCACAGCACUACAUACCUCUUUCACUCAUUUACCACAUCCUUACACACUUACAAUAAGUUAGUUUUUUUUCUACACUAGAAAUUCCCUAGAAAUCUUAUAUAUGGCAAAACAAUGUUUGCCGGGUCAGCUAGUAAUAAUCUAAAACUGAAUCGAUGUUUGUUGUGAAUAUAUUGUUUAAGGAUAAAUUGAAUUUAUAAAGAUAAAUUGUAUGUAAUGGAAAAUCCUCUGUAGAUUAAGUGAAUGCGUUAUUCGGGAGACAUUUCGAAUGAGAGGCUCCUAAAGCCGGCCGGCUUAAAAAUUAUCUAGGACGCUUCGGGAAAUUUUCCCAGUUGACUUUUCCGCUUCGUAAGAUAAAAUCUUUCAGGUAAUUUUUUUUUCUGCUUUAAUUAAAUGUCGAUGCUAAAAAUCAAGGUUCGUAUGUAAACAAUUUUAUCCGUGUAAUUAUUUUUCCACCAGUCCCCAAUCUAUUUUCGAAAGCUUUUAAGCAAACUUUGAUCUCAAUUCAAGAUCAGUUUACUCUCUAAUA